GGCUGCCCUUGCAGUUUGCCGACCACACAGCGGGAUUCGGACUUGACACCGUUAGACGGUAAACGGCGACCCGUUUUCCCAAUACCACCGUCCCUUUUUGGAUCUCCGUUUGCUCACAGACCAAAAUUCCAAACUCUUUCUGACUUUCUCUCUGGCGAGCGCUCGGAAUCUCGCCGGAGAUCCUCACUGGAUCGCCGGUAACUCCAUUGAUUGCGAGGAAAGGUUUCGAAAACUCCAGCGGAGCUGAAGACAAGAAGAGAAGGAGAAGGGGGUUGAAGUAAGCUUGUGCUUGUGAGAAAAUAUGAUGGCAUAAAAAAUCAUUUGAAAAAUAGAAGGGGAGGUAGGGGGUGGUGGUUAACGUGCAAUGCAGGGAAAAAAGGCAUCAAAGCUUUGGAGGAUCUUACACGGCACAGAUUCUUAGAUGAUCCCCUUCUCCAAUCCCCUUGCCUUAUGCCGUAAUUUAUUCGAUUUCUCUGUCUCAUUCCCACCUCGGUUUUUAAAAUCUUUUUCGCCUAUGUCCCUCUCCCUUACAUGUGUAUAUAUAUCUUCUUCCUCGAUUUGUUUCGGCUCCAGUUGCGAUUUGGAAAAUAAUUUCUGCUCUUGAAUUCUCGUCGCAAUUUGAUGCGUUUGGGUGCAAACUUGUUUUCCGAUCCAUUUUAUCGCUGCUCUUUGGAGUUCAACCAUUAGAUUUUGGUUCGAUCUUGGGCAAGUCGUGGAGGAAUAACUACGGUGCAGAUUUUUUUUCCCGUUAUUUUGUCGGAGAGAAUUUUGAAUUUAUAUAGAGACGUGAAUGUGGCUGUCGACACCGGAGGUGGAAAUUUUAUUCUGAAGGCGUUUAUUUAUUUGGAAGGAUUUCACCACUCUUAGGUAUUGCAAUGCCAUCAGAAAUAAUGGACCAACCUGGUUUUUCAUCAUCAUCCUCGUAUUUCUCCGAUGAUUUAUGUUUUCCCAACGAGAGGCAGUUUGGUUUUUGGAAGUCGGAUAACAUGCAUGGUGGCUUUGCCAACAACAAUUCAGUCGCCUCAUCACCUAUGGAGAAUCUUGUUCCAGUGAAGUCCCAGGAACAUCCUGAGUCUUUCUUAAUACGAGACGAGCAAGUAAAAUUUAGAUUAAAUAGGCAUGCAGUGGGAGCAGGGAGAGCAUCUAGUCAUUCAUUGACCUUGAAUGUACAGCCGGCGUCUUAUGCUAUGGAAGGCAACAAGAGUAGUAUGAUGGGUACUCAGUAUGAGAGUAGUCUCUUCUCGAGUUCAUUGUCAGAUUUAUUCAGUAGGAAGUGGAGAUUACCGUCAAACAAUGCUCCAUAUGGCCAUUCUGUUGAUACUGUUGCCUCCCACUAUGAGGAAGAGGAACCUUUUGAAUCCCUUGAAGAAAUUGAGGCCCAAACCAUCGGAAACCUCUUACCUGAUGACGAUGACUUGCUUUCUGGAGUGACAGAUGGGCUUGAGUAUAUUGUCCAACCCAGUGGUGGGGAUGAUGCAGAAGAGUUGGACCUUUUCAGCAGUGUCGGGGGUAUGGAUUUGGGAGAUGAUGGUUCAUAUGAUGGACAAAAGAAUUCUGACUUUACUGGGGUUUCUAAUAGUCAGCCAGAGGCAUCAAAUGGUUCAAUAGCUGGCGAACACCCACAUGGCGAACACCCUUCCAGGACAUUGUUUGUUAGAAAUAUAAAUAGUAAUGUUGAAGACUCUGAGUUGAAGACCCUUUUUGAGCAAUAUGGAGAUAUCCGCACUCUCUAUACAGCUUGCAAGCAUCGCGGUUUUGUUAUGAUCUCCUAUUAUGAUAUUAGAGCAGCCCGAAAUGCGAUGAAAGCACUUCAGAAUAGACCAGUGAGGCGCAGGAAGCUUGACAUACAUUACUCGAUUCCAAAGGAUAACCCUUCUGAGAAAGAUAUUAAUCAGGGUACACUCGUGGUAUUUAACCUUGAUUCCUCUGUUUCAAAUGAUGAACUUCGUCAGAUUUUUGGUGCCUAUGGAGAAAUCAAGGAGAUUCGUGAAACCCCACAUAGAAGUCAUCACAAGUUUAUUGAAUUUUAUGAUGUUAGAGCAGCAGAGGUUGCCCUUCGUGCAUUAAACAAGAGUGAUAUUGCCGGGAAGCAGAUUAAGCUUGAGCCAAGCCGCCCUGGGGGAUCAAGACGUCUGAUGCAACAAUUUCCUUCGGAGUUGGAAUGUGAUGAACGUGGCCCUUACCUGCAACAAAAUAGCCCUCCUAUUGACUCAAACACUGGCUUCUCUGUCUCAGUCCCGCAUGGGGAAAUUGCAUCUAGUGGCAUGGAUCAUGGAACUGUUUUGGGGGUGCACUCUGCAAUACAAGCUCCAUCCAUAGAAACUGCAUUUCAUCAUGGGAUCUCUUCUAGUGUACCGAACAGCUUACCCUCACUGGUGAGACUUGGAUCAGUUGGCAAUCAACCUGGCCUUGCUGAGUCUGCACAUUCACCAGGACAACUGAAAUUUGACAUUCGUGGCACGACGACUUUUCAUCCUCAUUCACUUCCAGAGUAUCAUGAUGGUUUAACUAAUGGCAUCCAUUUGAACUCGCCGGGUACCAUGACUACAAACAUCAAUCCCAGUCCACCAGAAAGAUUUGAUAACAGGCAGUUGCAUAGGCUAAACUCAACUGCACAUCCAAUUGAACUCAAUGAAGCUGUUUUUGGUUCUGCGGGUAAUGGGAGCUGCCCUCUUCCUGGACAUCAUUAUUCGUGGAAUAGAUCCUACCACCCUCAGCCUCCAGGAAUGAUGUGGCCAAACUCACCAUCAUUUGUCAAUGGAAUUUGUGGAUCACAUCCCACACCGCGAUUGCAUGGAUUUCCUAGAGCACCAUCUAAUAUGCCGAACUCAGUUUUGCCCAUAAAUAACCACCAUGUGGGAUCAGCACCCUCAGUUAUGGCUUCACUCUGGGAUAGACAACAUGCUUAUACAGGGGAAUCCUCCGAGGCUUCUGGAUUUCAUCCUAGUUCUCUUGGGCAUUUGAGGAUUUCUAAUAACUCACCGCAUGCAAUGGAAUUUGUUUCUCAUGGCAUCUUUCCUCACAUUGGUGGAAACUGUAUGGACCUGUCUGUUCCCCCCAAAAGUAUAGGACUCCAAUCCCAUAAUCAGAGGUGCAUGGUAUUUCCUGGUAGAGGCCAAAUGAUUCCAAUGGUUAAUUCAUUUGAUCCUCCAACUGAACGUGCUAGAAGUCGUAGGAAUGAAGGUGGCUCUAGUCAGGCUGAGAACAAAAAACAGUAUGAACUUGAUAUUGACCGGAUAAUGCGAGGGGAAGACAACCGAACAACACUUAUGAUAAAGAACAUUCCUAACAAGUAUACAUCAAAGAUGCUUAUGGCUGCAAUAGACGAACGCCAUCCGGGAACCUAUGAUUUCAUUUAUCUUCCAAUUGAUUUUAAGAACAAAUGUAACGUGGGGUAUGCAUUUAUCAACAUGAAAGACCCUACCUUGAUCAUUCCAUUCUAUCAGGCAUUCAAUGGGAAGAAAUGGGAGAAGUUUAAUAGUGAAAAAGUAGCGUCACUUGCAUUUGCUCGCAUACAAGGUAUAGCUGCUCUCAUUGCACAUUUCCAGAACUCAAGCUUGAUGAAUGAGGAUAAGCGGUGCCGACCAAUUCUGUUCAAUACUGACGGCCCCAAUGCUGGUGAUCAGGUUCCCUUCCCAAUGGGGGUUAAUGUUCGUACCAGACCUGGAAAAGCUCGGACCAACACCCAUGAGGAGAACCAAGGAAGCCCACCAAAAAUGGGAGGAAAUGGGGAGGAUUCUGCUGGAGAUCCAUCUUCAGGUUCUUCAAAGGAGUCAGACUAAGCGAGCAAGCAAUUUAUGUGGGCACUAACCUUACAUUACUGAGUAAACUAAAUCUUCCGACCGAAUUACUGGUGACAUGCUCUGUAUGGCUGAGGAGGGGGAAAAAAUUCUCUGAUGCUUUGGAUAAGCUACUUAAAAAAACUUAUAGGACUGCCUGACCAUAGCCGAAGUAUGUUUCGGCUUUUCUUAUAAAUUUUUGUGACCUUUAAGAGGGGGUGAAAGAAAAGAAAAAGAGCGUCGGGUGGAGCUCCAAAUUUUGGAUGGAUUUGAGAAGAUUAAUUAAAUGACGUACAUAUGUAAAGGAGUUUCUGAACAAUGAAGAGAUGUUUCACUGCGUUUCGAGGA
Juglans microcarpa x Juglans regia is the source of this 4127-nucleotide messenger RNA. RefSeq names its product protein MEI2-like 4. The record is from RefSeq and is a predicted model, not a curated record. Gene Ontology annotation, molecular function: RNA binding. Lineage: Eukaryota; Viridiplantae; Streptophyta; Magnoliopsida; Fagales; Juglandaceae.